CCAAGCACUCUCGUUGGUUCCAGAUGUCAGGUCCCCGAGGCCGGGUCCCAGAGCUGUGAACCACCUGUGGAGUUCUCCCUCCACAAGCUCCAUGGGCAAGAUGUGCUGGCUGUUCCUUUGGGGAAUCCUCCAUACUUGCCCUACACAGGCCUCUGUGCUCUUGGCCCAGCAGCUACCACAGCAACUGACAUCCCCCGGAUACCCAGAGCCAUAUCUCAAAGGCCAGGAGAGCCACACUGACUUCGAGGCUCCAGAGGGGUUUGCCGUGAGGCUGGUCUUCCAGGACUUUGAUCUGGAGCCAUCCCCAGACUGUGAAGGGGACUCUGUCACAAUUUCAAGCAGAGGAGCAGAUGCAAUCCGGCUGUGUGGACAGCAGGGUUCCUCUCCGGAGAGCCCUCCUGGUCACAGGGAGUUUGUAUCCUCAGGGAGGAGUCUGCGGCUGACCUUCCGGGCACACUCUUCUUCCCAGAACAAGGUCGCACACCUCCACAGAGGCUUCCUGGCUCUCUACCAAGCCAUAGCUGUGAGCCAGACCAAUGGGGACUCUAAGGCUGUCACCACACCUGGAGCUGACCCUCCCAGGAUUCAGAACCUUGGCCAAGAUUCCUAUUACGAGGCCGAACAGACUGGGACAUCCAGCUGCCCAUCUUUGGGGACUUGGAAGGACAGACAGGAUGGGGAAGAGGUUCCUCAGUGUGUGCCAGUCUGUGGAAGACCAGUCGUCCCCAUUGCCCAGAACCCAGAGACUCCUGGAUCUUGGCGAGCUAAGCCGGGCAGCUUCCCGUGGCAAGCCUUCACCAGCAUCCACGGGCGCGGGGGCGGAGCCCUGCUGGGUGACAGAUGGAUCCUGACAGCUGCCCACACCGUCCACCCCAAGGACAGCGUCUACCUCAGAAAGAACCGCAGUGUGGAAGUGUUUCUCGGCCACACAGACGUAAACGAGCUACUGAAGCUGGGGAACCAUGCUGUGCGUAGGGUCGUGGUGCACCCAGACUACCGCCAGCACGCGCCCCACGACUUCAACGGGGACAUCGCCCUGCUUGAGCUCCAGCACAGCGUCCCCCUGGGCCCCAACCUCCUCCCCGUCUGUCUGCCCGACAGUGAGGCCCUCUACCACAGCGGCCUGUGGGGCUACGUCAGCGGGUUUGGUGUGGAGAUGGGCUGGUUAACUACCAAGUUGAAAUACUCGAAGCUGCCUGUAGCUCCCCGGGAGGCCUGUGAAGCCUGGCUCCUCCAGAGGCAGCGGACCGAGGUGUUUUCUGACAACAUGUUCUGUGCCGGGGACGAGAGUCAGAUGAAUAGUGUCUGCCAGGGGGACAGCGGAAGCGUCUACGUGGUGUGGGACAAUCGCACUCUUCACUGGGUGGCCACAGGCAUUGUGUCCUGGGGUAUCGGGUGUGGCAAGGGGUACGGCUUCUACACCAAAGUGCUCAACUAUGUGGAUUGGAUCAAGAGGGUGAUGGAGGGUAAAGACUGAGCCAGGGGGCCUGAGCACCCCAGGGGGCCUGAGCACCCCAGGGGCCCUGAGCACCCCAGGGGGCUUGAGCAGUGCACCAACACUGUGGAGGUCCCAACCAAGAAUGAGCAGGAGCGAAGAUCCACUUGGGGCCGGAGAACCCUCUUUAAGUCACUGAUUCAUCAACCCGCUGCCGAAGAGAAAGCCUCCUCCCCUGAACCCACACCACCCCAAAUCAGAAGCAGCACCCCCUGCCCCCUUCUCACCUUCAGCUUUCCCGGGUUUUGCACCAGGGAAGGCCUGUGCAUCUAAGCAACAUUUGCUUAGAACAUCUUUUUGUUUGUUCGAGGCAGGAUUUCACUCUGUAGCCCAGGCUGGCCUCAAACUCACGGCAAAGAUCCUGCUUCGGCCGCCCAGACACUGGGAUUAUAAGCAUGCGCAGUUAAACCUGGCAGCAUGACCGCGUGCGUCUUUUUGAAUCCCCUACCUCAUCUAGUGACAGUUUCUUCUGCAUUUAUUUGUGGAACAGCCAUUGUCUCCUUCAAAUGGAGUGCGGAGGAAAGGGUUUUAACGCAUUGUGUCUCUGAACCAUUCCAGAGACCGUUAUGUUCACCGUGAAAUGUUCGAAGCAGUUGGCUUCACCACCGAUCACAACUCUCACAUGCAAUUACAGUAAAACCUCCUUUUUCAUCCUGCAUCGACUGUGUGCCAAGGCCAUCACCUGUUAUCUCACCUAAUCCUGACACCAUGCCGGCCGAAAGAUGUGUUAGCCGUUAUCCAUGUCUCACAAAGAGGAAGCUGGGGGAGAGAUGCAAUGGAAGUCCCACAGCUGGUUCUUGAUUGAGGCUACACUCCUCCCUGCUCGCCCGCAGGGAUACCUCUCAGUUGCCCUCAAGACCUACCUGGUCACCCACAUCCCCUUCUGGGCCCCACAGCUUUACAGAACUCCAUCCUCUGAGAAGGCCUGCUUCAGCGAAGGCAGCACUAUCAGUCACACUUUCCUCCUGGCCUCCAUCACCAAGGGCACAGCUAGCCUGAGAAGAUGAACUCUUUAAUUGGUAGGAAAGAUUUGGAGUGAUUUACAGGGAAAGACAAGAAUAAGAUACAACAGUUCGGUGAGAACAGAGAAUGGAUACCAUAAAAGAUUAGAAAGGAAGGAUGACAUCUUGUUUAUCUCUGAAAAACAGCAGGAUGCAAGCUGAGCAAGUGACACACACCUAAAAUCCCAGGCACUCAGGAGGCUGAGGAAGAAGAACCAUAAGUUCAAGGCCAGCCUUGAUCUCAUCUCAAAGUUCUUAAAAAAAAAAAAUAAUAAUAGUGGUGGUACAAUUUUCAAGAUCAGACUGGUCUACAGAGUGAGUUCCAGGACAUCCAGGGCUACACAGAAAAACCCUGUCUGGAAAACUAACAAACAAACAAACAAAUAAAUAAAUAAAUAAAUAGGGGCAGGAUCUAAAUAUGGUUGAUUCUCCUUAUUAAACCUUAUGCACAAUUCAAAAGACUAUUAAAAAUAGUCUAGGGGCUGGAGAGAUGGCUCAGAGGUCAAGAGCACUGGCUGUUCUUUCGGUGGACCCAGAUUCAGAACUAAACCACAAAAAAAUGGAACCUCACAAAUGUCAGUGACUCCAGUUCUGGGGUACCCUACCCCCUCUUCCAGCCUUCACAGACACUGCAUGCACAUG
Peromyscus californicus insignis is the source of this 3138-nucleotide messenger RNA. RefSeq names its product complement C1r subcomponent like (gene C1rl). Gene Ontology annotation, biological process: zymogen activation. Lineage: Eukaryota; Metazoa; Chordata; Mammalia; Rodentia; Cricetidae. Bases 92 to 1477 code for a protein of 461 amino acids. The transcript is spliced from 6 exons. Gene Ontology annotation, molecular function: serine-type endopeptidase activity. The record is from RefSeq and is a predicted model, not a curated record. Gene Ontology annotation, cellular component: blood microparticle.